Messenger RNA from Protopterus annectens (West African lungfish), 9545 nucleotides. RefSeq names its product golgi membrane protein 2 (gene GOLM2). NCBI's taxonomy places the organism in Eukaryota, Metazoa, Chordata, Ceratodontiformes, Protopteridae. The record is from RefSeq and is a predicted model, not a curated record.
GUCAGAGUACAAAAUAAUGUGUCCGGCCGAUUGGCAGAAAUUCAGCAAUUACAAGAGCAGCUUGCUGAGCUACGUCAGGAGUUCUUAAAACUAGAAGAUCAAAUCCACGAUCACAAGAAAAAUUCUACUUUCCUAGAAAAAAAACUAGAGUAUGAAAGCGUGCAGUGUGGUCAGCAGAUCAGUGAACUAAAACAGUUGUAUGAAGAGAAGCUCGGUUUGGCAGGAAAAGGUGCUCCAGUUGCAGACUUAAAGAAUCUGAAUUCACAAGCUAAUAUGCCAAGGGCAACCCACAUGCCACAACAUGAUAAAGAGAAAGUGAAACGAGAAUCUUUACCAGAUGCCCUAGAAAAGGUAUUGAAGGUACGAGGGAAAGAUGAUGUCCAAGGCAAAGACUUGAAGCAUGAUAAAAAUGAACCAGUUAAACUGGGGGAGGAUGCUGGCAUGCCUGGAAUAGAGGAUACUGAGAUUGGUAAAGCAGCUGACCCUUUUGCUUUAAAGAAACCAGCUGUUUCAGUACAUAAGGAUAGCAAGCAGUCAGAAAAGGAACGUAUUCUUACAGGCGAAGAAGAAGCUCCAGAAAAGAAACCAGAUUUCUCUUUUGGAAAAGACCAGAAAAUCCUUCAACCUUUGCAAGACAAAAAUGUGUUAAAAUCACUGAACCAACAAAACAUACAAGUAACAAACUCUGCAAAUGUCAAAGUACCGGUAAAGUUAGUGGAAAAGAAAGAGCUUAACCGUAAUGAAAAUCAAAAUAAAUUGCCCAAGGAGCCAGUGAUGCAAAUACCUUCUAAUAAUAAGGAAAAUAAUGAUCUAGUCCAGCAAAUGGAAAAAGCCUUGGAGCCUGUUAAAGAUGCUGCUCAAAAACAAGAAGUAGAUCCUCAUCCUAAGCAAAACCACUUCUUUGAUGAGAAUGAAUCCCCAGUUGAUCCGCACCAUGACUCUAAACUCGCGGAUUAUAAUGGGGAUGAUGGUAACAUGGGUGAGUAUGAGGCAGACAAGCAGGCGGAACUGGUUUACAAUGAGGAAGAUGAUGGUGAUGGUGGUGAAGAAGACGUCCAGGACGAAGAAAGAAAACCUGAGAUGAUCAAUGCAGGAGAGUAUGGAAAACAUGCACCAGAUGUUUUAUAGACUGUCAGCUGUACGCAUAUGUAUAUGAACUGUAUCAGUUUGGUGACAUUUGACACUUUAAUGACCUACAAGUCACAGUGGAAAUGGUGAUCACUGGAAGUACACCUUUCAAGAUUUAUGAUGAUCCUAAAGGCCCAGAGCUGCAUUCCAAAUAAAGUAGCAAAAACAAGAAUGUAAAUCUUCACUUGAAGUCCAAACUUGAGUUGUGCAUUUUAAGUGAUAGUCCAGAAGUGUUUGCUCUAUUAGCAGCUGUAGUUUUCCUGACGUCUCUUAAGACAGCACAUCCAUUUUAAAGUAGCAAUUUUUGCUAGUUGUGUGUGUUCUCAGCAACAUUUUUUCAAGGAAAGUAUACAACUUUUUUUAUUAUUAAUUUUUGAAAGAAAAUACUAUGUUCUGAAUUUUUAAACACUCCCUCAUAAUGUACUUUACCUGUCUUAAAAGUAAAGAAAAAACAUAUGGUACUGUAAUGCUGUUAGACGCUCAACCAUUUGUCAGUAUUCGCCCAAAUUAUGAAUCCAGUAUCUGCUGUCAGAAGGCAUCCUUGGUAGAAAGCUUUCUAAAAGAUAAACAACUGUAUUUUAAUGGCAUCAUCAUUAUUAUAGUUGUGUAUAUUUUGUAAUAUAUUAAAAACUGUACUGACUGUAGAUAGGUAAUGUCAUUUAUAUCAGAGAAGUGGCAGUAUUUACUACUAACAACUACUGCUACUUUUAAAUGGUACUAAUUAUUGGAUCUUAGAUCUGAUCACUUGUCCUCUGUAUUCUGCCCAACUGCAAGAUUCGCAGUACCAGUGUUUACUACAUCCAUGCCUGCUGUUGCCCACACAAUUGACCCUGUGCUUGCUGGGUUUCUGGGUGUAGUUGCAAGCACAAUUCAGUUCAUUCUUAGCACCCGUACUAUUUUGAACUCUUCCUAGCUGUCAUUACAGAAAAAUGUCUUUGUGCAUUGCUGAAAAAAUACAUAUAUAUGUAGGCCUUAACUAGCCAUGGGUAAUGUGGUCACUGUUAAACUCUGUUGUCUUGAGCAUUUUCACAGCAUUAUAUUUUAGUACUGUUGAUUGCUGCUUAUACCAUACAAAGUAUGACAUGUUUUUGCCACCAUCUAACUCGUCUAGAUGUAGUCAGAAGAGGAUUCAAGGAAAAAGCAUCACUCUGAAGACUGUACAUAUUUCCAGGGUGUCUGACAAGCCUGAAACAUAGAUGUUGGAUGAUGAGUUAAAAGUUAGGUAUGUCUUAUCCUGCUGUCAGAAUCUGGCAAUUUUUUCUGUAAAAUCCUGCAUUCUGAGUUGUCUGCCUGCACAUACCAGCAUACAAUAUGAUUUAACAUGCUGACUUCAUAAACACUUGCAUCCCCAGAAUCCACCUGUUCUUGGCCAUUCACACAGCUUGGAUAGUGAUCCUUGUCUGUAAAGUACUACAUUUGCAUGCCUACAUCAAUGUAUUAAGUGUGUGUGGCCAUCAAAUUGUCAGCCAAGACCAGCAUUGCAGCUGUACUGUCUCUGGGGUCAGCUACUACAAAUAGAGGUUAAGCUCUAGGACUUAAAGUUGAAAAAGGCAAGAGUUGUCAGCCUACUUUACGACCAAGAAAAUGGCUGCAGUUAACUGUUUGCCUGAUGAGUGGCACGAGGGUCCUCCGUUCAACCCUGGUAGAAGUCAAAGCAUUUCCAUAAGGAUAAACACCUUAAAGAAUAGAUUUAAAUGUGACCUUCCUCAAAGAAGAUUUGUUUAAGUCAUUGUCUUCCAAACCCUGCAGAUGGUGAUUUUGCUCUCAGCUGGUGAAGGCUCAAGUCCAAACCAGUCCUUUGUUGAGGAUGAUGAAAUUGUGAGAGAUGCAUUCCUUGAGUCCCACCCUGUAAAAUACAUUCCCAUGUUCUCUUGCACUGUCUACUCCCAAAUAAUUGACUGUAGUCCAUGGUCUACCAACCUGAUCCUGGCAAGCAUUCCCGUGAGUUAUCCUGUCACAUAUAGGUAGUAUAGAAGACCAAAGAAACUCAUCCUGGGAUAGACUCCCAGGCCCACGAGUUUGGCAGGUCCUGGCUGAAGAAAAUUCAGCAGGUAGUCCUAUGACAGGGAUUGCAACUUGGUGCCUAGACAUCAAACAAAUGUUUGUUGUUUUACUGGGAGCUUGAGUUAGAGGGGCACACCAUUUAGGUAUGAAGUCUGAAACUUGUCACUUCCCAGAUACACUUCCUUUGAAUAAGAUGUGGUCGAGAACUGGUUUCUAUUCACCCUGCUUGUUAGUUGCCUGCUUAUCUUUUUGUGAGACUGCAUUUGAGCUUACUCCAGUAGGUAGUAUGGGGAAGUGUGGUACCUCCUGCCACUCUGUUUCCUAUGAUGAUUUGAAGGAUCCUGAAUUGUUAAGGAAGAAACUAGAGGAGUUCCGUGUUAUACCUUCCAGGAACCGGUCUUUCUUUGUCAUCAAGGCAGCUUAGAGGCAUUUAUAUUCUAGUCUUUCAAGUCAGUACCCUCUCCAAGCCAUUGACUAAGUGAGCAAAGCAGCUAGGUAUCUGCGUGAGUUCUGUGCUCCAACAUCGGUACUGGAGACCACAGCAUUUUGCCACCUUGACACCUAACAGAGAGUCUAUAGCUUUGGACAGAUAUGACAAGAAGGUGUGUGUGUGCAUGUAUGUGUACAUACUCCUGUAAAAUGUAGGUGCUUAAGAUCCUCCACUAUUCGUUUCACUUUUCCCAGUUCCAGUCUUACCUGUUUGGGAGGCUGUGGAUAGGCUGAAGGACCUCCUUCAAUUUGAUUUCAAGGAAGAUUUUUAUGAGCCUGUGUACAUCUUUGACAUUAUACAAUCAUGCAUCUCAUUGUAAUUUUGACUGUUAUGUUUUGACUAGGGCUGCAAACUCAAAUGUGUGCCAAUGCAGGAUAGCAUGGUUAUUGUUGUCCUCUUUGAAGAUGGAACUGUGGAACAAACACUGGGAUAUUAUUUUUUAGGAGGGCAUAUCUCUUUGUCCAGCUUCACCGAUCUCUGUUGAGAGAGAUCUUUAUUUGGUUAGAGUUGGACUGACUUCCUUCUCAGUUCUUAGCUCUUGGAAUGAGCUAAGGAAGUCAUGACUUUGGCUAACUGGAUGAUGGUCAAACAUGUGGUCCAGGUUGAGGUGACGUCCGUGAUCUUUUUGUUGCUAUUUGCAUGCCUGAAGUUUUGGAUUCUGCAGUGGACUGUGCAGAGUUUAUGCCUUCUGAGCCACCACACACUCAUGGAUUGUCACAAGGCCCUGGAAUGAACGAUUUCCACCUUCCUUCUGGAGUUAUUACCUUUUUGCAGCAGAAUGAGUCACACAUUUUGGUGAUGGAAGCUUUACUUGCAAGCUGGAGAACUCAACUAUGCUGCUGAUCCUUCCUGCAGUAAAUGCCUUGGAUAAGAAACUGCUCCUGAGGACUGUCUCUGUCUUGUCACAGUUUGUCAUGAGGUUACAAAGUCAUAUAUCCUGUACAGGUAGACAUUUCUUUUCUGGUUAGGUCCAAGCAAUAUCAUUCUCCCAGCUGUUUAGUUCCCAAGAGAUUGAGUAAGCUGGCAGACACAGUUGUCAGUCCUCUAGUCAUCUUCUGAAGUUGUAAAUUUUAGGUAAUGGUUCUGAUCAGGAUCUUCUAUCCAGAGACAGACAUAUUUGGCACAAGCUACUUUCCCUUUUUUUGAUUGUUGCAAAAGGUCAGGGAAUGAUGUUUCUGCAAAAUUUCCUAUUGAUUUCACCCCUUAUCUGAAAGUUUUAGGAAGAAAAAAAAAAAAAAGAGUUCACCCUCCUGUAAUGAGCAUUGAACUUGGUGGAAUUAAAGUUCAUUAAAUUUUCAAUUUUCUUGGUAGCCUUCAUUUGUGCAUUUAGGAUUCUAGAGCUUCAAUCCCUUGUUUAAUCUCCAUGUUUCCUUUGUGGUGACAGCAACCCAGGGAGAAAACGCAUCUUGGAUGUGCUCUUGUGGUACCAGAACCAUAUGCAUUAGUUUGGGAAGACACACCAAUUGUUCAUGUCCUUCUAUUCUGAAAGGGAAAGGAUAGUGGUUGCCAAGCAGAGACUUUCAAGUGGAUUGUCAACUGCAGUAUUUUUCUUGUCAGGUGGCUAAUCACCCACUGACACAUGCUGUAGUCAUAGCUCAUUCCAUUAGAGGAGUGGUUGCCUCUAGUGUAUGCUUCAAGGAUAUUUGCUUUAUAGACACCUGUGCUAUGACCAUUUGGUGUUCAGUGCACAUCUCUGCUGAGAAUUAUUGUCUUAACCUUGGCUUGGGGAGCCAUGUUGCAUUUGGGAAGUCAUUACUCUAGGACUCUGCUAUCAUGGUCCUGUACUUUUCCAUUUCUUCAGCUAUUUUUGUCAUGUGGGUAGCUCGUAGUGCUUCAUCCCAAUCAAGGAUCCGUCAAAAAUAGUCUCUGAAGUUUGAUGUAUUCAGUAUGUUGUACUGUGUCAGUCAAUGAGAGGAACGUCCUUGUUUGAUCAGAAAUACUGUCCUUCUAUGAACAAAUGGCUAUUGCACCAGCUGCACCUGUGGGAAUUCUUUGUAAGUCAGGCAAGUACAUUUUUAUAUUAAAGGUGUACUUAUUUAAGUGUGAAACCUUAAUUAUUUCUUGAUUUGCAGGAAAGUACUUGUUAGUGGGAUGGAGACGUUCACUUAAGUAGUCAUGUUAUGUUUUGAUAUGUAUCGUGUGAUGUGUGGUAUCCCCAUACCUGUGAUUUAACAGAAAACAGUGCUGAAUUCUGAUUGUUAAAUAUCUAUUUCUAACCCAAAACCCAUCAAGGAGUGGAUCCUUUCGUAGAUUAUCUGGUACAGUAAUAACAUACCUAAUUAUUUCAGGCUUAAAGCCCCUUGGUUGGUCUACUUGAAUUCAGUAAAAAUGAGUUGGUUGAGUACCAACUCAGUAAAAUCAAUUCUGCAAAAAAUAAUCAGUUGCAAUACAUCAAAAGCAGCAGUCUUAAAGGUGGACAGUUUACAGACCACAGUUGGCAAAAGAAGCCAAUAAUAAAUUUAAUUUUGUUAAUGCUAAUGUUGCAGUCCCCGAGAUGAUGUAAUUAAGAGAUUGUGGGUGACUGAAAUUCCCGUUAUGAGGGUUGCAUGGUGCUUAGUCCUAUAGAAAUGCUUUUGGACACUAUAUUUUUCCUUUUGGUCUGUAGUUUAAAACUCACUUAUAGGUGAGUGCAUUUUUAUGGAAAUGGAUUCAUCAAGUUGGCACUUGUCAAACUGAGUUUCAUGGAAUAGAAAUAGUCCACCAUCACCCUGGCCUUAGAUAUUUUCAGUGUUUUAAGAAUGCAGCAGCCCUUGCCUUCUCAUCACUAACUGUCCUGAUUACUAUCAUAGUUGUUCUUCUGGGAUGUUGAACAGUCUCCUGCCUCACAAGAGUACAAGGAAAAUGACACUUCCCUGCUUCCCCACACCAUCCUUGAGAGUAAGCCUUGGUGGUAUUUGUUGAGCUACACACUUGACCUGUAGUAGUUGUGGACAUUUCUUGCUUAUGGUGUUAUCUGAGCCAUUUCUCUACUGUUAAAGUAGGACCAGAUCCCAGUGCCAAGGAGCCCCUCCCAUAGUGAUGGUAUACUGUUGAUCAAAUGAUUUUCAUUAUAACAACCAUUGCAGUAAGAAUUCAUAUUAAUGAGAGACAACUUUAGGGAAAUAUUCCUCCAGACUGAUCAUUUUGUAAAGUCAGAUGUUAUAGUGGUGGGUGGCUGCAGUCUUUUAUCAUGACCUUUGGGAGGUAGCCCAGUUAUAAGAGAGUGCACCAUGCAUCCUACCAUUUUUUUUCACCUAAAGUAGGUGGUCUUUUUUUUUUACAACACAAAUUUUGUGUACAGACUGUUCUUCACAUCGUCUUUUAAUAGCGAUUCCUAAAAUGAUGUUUUCGGAGAACUUAAGUUUUCUUGCAGCCAUCAGAGUCCUCUUUAAAAUUCCCAUCUUCAUUGUGUCUUCUUUUUAAGAGAGAGUCAUGAUGCUGGCAGUUGUGAGCACUAUGCUACCUUUAAUGAAAUUUGUACUGAGAACUAGGAAUGUGCAGUCUUUUCUUUACCUCCAGAGUUUAGUAGCUCAUUUUCUUCUCCAGUUAGUCAGUCAGAUGAAUUUAGGUAUGCAUUAAACAUCUGUCUCAAAAGUCUUACAGAUGCAAAGGAGUUUGUGGAGUCUUCUGGGGAAAAGUAGGUAAGAAGCAAAAAGUCAUAGGAUCUUCUGUGGGAGACAUUCAAGGACAGAUGCCACUAACUUCAGGGGGCUAACAUGGUUAUACCACGAUUGUUGUUCCUCUUCUACUGCUGGUAUCAAGAUUCAGUUUCUCGGCCUCUACUUUCCUAGCAGAUCACUGUUUCAACAGUGGGUUCCAGAAGAGGAUGUAGCAUUUGAAUUGGCUGCUUUAUAUCCUGGUAUGGUAUUACUCUUUGUUCCUUAUCACCUGAUGGAGGAUUAAAAUAGUGCAUCCCCAAAGAGCAGUUAUCUCAGGAAUGUUUCACUUUUUCACUGGGUAAUUUCCCAUCUAGAGUGGCUGAGACAUCCUGGAACUGGGCACUAAUAAAGCAGAUAUCAAUUUCUUUGCUGACUUUAUUUCAUAGGCGGUGGCUGUCCAAGAGCCAGACAGCCUGCAUUGAGGUAUCUGAGAAUCAAACAGUGAUUUCUAAAUACAUACAAAUUUCUUGUUUUUGAAUGUAAACGGUCUGUACAGUACCACUGUUCACCAGGCAACACAAGCUUUAAUAUUUCCAAAGUCACCAAUUUUUGGAACUCCUGCACUAGAACGAGAGUGCCACACCCCUCCAUCGCCAUGUCCAGAGAAGAAGACCUCAACAUAAACUGACCAGACUGGGUCCACCAUUGGACUAGACACUAUUUCUGGGGUUGAGAAUACUCGCCUUGUUCUCUUCCAAAAGACCUGUCAUUUGGAGGUGCCUUGAACCUGAUGAAGGAUCAUUUUAACUGGACCACAAAAAAAAUAUCACCAGUUAAAUAUCACUAGGGGGACUUGUUUUGCACCAUAAGCAGUGUGGGGGUUGGGGGGCAGAGGUACCCAGCAAUAAAAGUGUGCAAGAUGUAUCCUAUUCUGUUUCUUUUCUGCUGCUUCUGUUAGAACUAUGUCAACAGCAAAUAGAUUGGCUGCAGCUACGUGGUCUACAGUCUAUACCUUCAUUUAACAUGUCUGGACCCUCAAUUGAGAAUUUGUGCACCUCUUGUCUUCAUGGCCUCCUUUGCAUGAUUGUUUUGGGUUUCAGCUUCCUUCUAGAUUUUUCAGAGCCUUAUUUCAUAAUUUCUCCCAUUGGUUGGACCCAGAUUAUAAGUGAGUUUAUAACUACUGAUGUAUACCUGUCAUUUCUGAACAUCUUGGAGACGAAUGUCUUGAAUGGGUCCUCUGUCUCCCUCUCUCUGCCCCUCUUCUAGUCUGGUUAAGCUUAGGAAAUUAAACUUCUGUAUCUAAGUUUUGGUUGGAUUCCCAGGUUGUGGGAAGUUUGUGAUUUAGUAAGUCUCCCAAAUUGGUAUAAUUUUUGCAAGAAUGUGUUAUGAAGAAGAGUCAGAAGUGGAUAUUGUGAUAAGUGUAGUCCUUAAGGAUCCAUGAUGAAUUGACAAAAGCAGUGAGUGGCCAGAACCACAGAAAGACACAAAAACAUGCCUCCAUAUUUAAACAUACUAACUCUAUGACUGCACACCCACCAGAGAAACUACAAACUUCAUGACAGCAAAAAUCAUGUUUCCCAUCCCACUGUGUAAUAUUCAGCUGCUAAAAAACAGAUAUUUCAGCCAAGUCUGCACUUCACAACCUAAAGUUAUGCCAAAUGUCCUGCUGCUCCAGUCUCCAUCAACAUACUAUUAAAAAAAAGUGAUGCUAUAGGCAUCAAAUGUGUCAAACAGAAGAAAAGAGUAGAAUAGUGGUGCAGUCUUGCUUCCUUCAGCUUCCGCCUAAAUGUGUGUAACUCUGAGCAAGUCACUUACCAGACGCCACACCCAAGUGUGAAAAAGGUCCAUGAAAAUCAGUGCUCUAUAAAUAAAUAGAAAUUGUUUUCUAUAAAGGAAAUUGUGUGUGUAGUCUGAUAUUACAGAUUUGACAAACAUGGAUGCAACAAAAUCUCCUGUUCACACUCCUUAUUCCAAGUGCAGGGGCUGCUACAUGGACCAAGGGCAGCAGAGCUGUCAUGAAUGCUGGAGUUUAUAAUUUCGCAAAUGGACAUUAUAAAAAGGACAAAACAUGAGACAGGAAUUAAACUUUUUCAAGAUAAUCAGAUAUGAUCAGUACAUACAUUACAACUUUUUUUGCAGUUUACAUCACAAAAAAAUACAUGAUUUUUAAGUAUUUCUUCGAUUUUAUAUGUAGACUGAAAAGCAGAUUCUUGCUACAUGUAACAGCAUAAUGUGGCCUAAUAUAAGUAUAUCUGAAAGUAAUUAAGAUGUAUGUGUCUAGGGAUGAAGAGUAUCACAAAAUGUUUAAUUUACUUGGUUAUUAAAGGCAGUAGUUGAUGGGUGAA